Molecule: messenger RNA, 791 nt
Organism: Lucilia sericata (common green bottle fly)
Lineage: Eukaryota; Metazoa; Arthropoda; Insecta; Diptera; Calliphoridae
Product: probable alpha-aspartyl dipeptidase
Exons: 3
Coding region: 16-759 (247 amino acids)
Biological process (GO): proteolysis
Molecular function (GO): serine-type peptidase activity
Source: RefSeq, a predicted model, not a curated record
GUUAUGUUGUAUUAAAUGAAAGUAUUUUUAAAAAUGACUGCUGAACGUUCGGUUCUAUUAAUUUCCUCAUCGCGAGUUUAUGGUUAUGGUUAUUUCGAACAUGAAAAAGAAGUAAUUUUAAAUUUUUUUAACAAGAGAAAUGUUACAAAAAUUUUAUUUAUACCUUAUGCUAUGCCCAACCAUGACGCCUACACAAAAGUGAUUGGCAAUGCCUUAGAACCCUGGGGUUUUCAACUCGAGGGUAUUCACACCAAACCCAAUCCCAUUGAAGCUAUUUUAUCAGCUCAAGCUAUAUUUGUGGGUGGUGGUAAUACUUUUGUUCUAUUAAAAACUCUAUACGAUUUGAAUCUUGUAGAGCCCAUAAGAGAACAAGUUUUAAAAAAAGGCAUUCCAUUUAUGGGCAGUAGUGCUGGCACCAAUAUUGCUGCACGUACUAUAAAUACCAUCAACGAUAUGCCUUUGGCUUAUCCUCCCUCUUUUGAGGCCUUGAAUUUAGUACCUUUUAAUAUUAAUCCCCAUUAUGAGGAAACUGAUCCAAAUAGCAAACAUAGAGGUGAGACUAGAGAUGAACGUUUGAAAGAGUUUUUAAUUUUUCAUAAAAGGCUGGUGUUGGCUUUACGUGAGGGAACUGCUCUUCUUGUAGAAGGCGAUAAAAUUACUUUGGUUGGUGACAAAAAAGCAAAGUUAUUUAGACCUGACAUGGAACCAAUCGAAUUUGAACCCAACUCAGACUUAAGCUUUUUAUUAAAUGAAUUGUAAAUAUUUAAAGACCUACAUAUGUAUAACAAAAU